Cydia splendana is the source of this 953-nucleotide messenger RNA. RefSeq names its product pleckstrin homology-like domain family B member 1. Bases 348 to 701 code for a protein of 117 amino acids. The transcript has 4 exons. Gene Ontology annotation, molecular function: protein binding. NCBI's taxonomy places the organism in Eukaryota, Metazoa, Arthropoda, Insecta, Lepidoptera, Tortricidae. The record is from RefSeq and is a predicted model, not a curated record.
UUAGUCAUCUAGCUCGUUUCGUGUGUUUCGCUUCAUUUGUCUUGUUUAUUUACGUUUGUUAUUUAACAAAACUUAUUUCGCUGACUAUUUUACUAAACUCAACUAACUAUACAUCUUACCAGUGUUGUGAAUACAUGUGAUAUCAUUUUGUGUUUGCAAAAAUUAAACUUGCAGUAUUUGUUCUGUAGUUUCGUUUGUCGUUUUGUGUUUAUUUUGAAGUUCAAACGUUUGUGUGAUUCCAACUGGGUGGUUUAACUUCGAAAAUCAAAAUGCUGACUGUGACGCCACGCGCUCCGAAUGGCUGUGGCGCGCCGUAGCAUCCACUCCCGCUCCGUGAUUGGUGGAAAAUGUCGGGCCUGCAAGCGCGCGGCGAAGACGUCAUCAAUGGGGUCGAUGUCAGGGAGCAGGGCAGCGCUUUAAGAGUGGCUACGAACACUCCUCACCUCGUGAGCCUGGGCACGGGCAGGCUGAGCACCGCGGUUACACUCCAUCCUAUCAAACAGGGUCGAGUGACCAUCGGCUCAGACCCAACCUGCGACAUCUACGUAGUAGGCACCGGAGUCGCCAGCGUACACUGUCGCGUUGAGAACUCUCACGGCGUGGUCACCCUGUAUCCCACCAGUGGGAGUACGUUACUAGACGGUCUGCCGGUCGACAAGCCCACGAGACUGUCACAAGGUAAUAUACGCCUUAUUACAUAAAUCAUAAUGUCCAAUCUUGCUUAUCAUCGGCUCAAACCCAACCUGCGACAUCUACGUAGUAGGCACCGGAGUCGCCAGCGUGCACUGUCGCGUUGAGAACUCUCACGGCGUGGUCACCCUGUACCCCACCAGUGGGAGUACGUUACUAGACGGUCUGCCGGUCGACAAGCCCACGAGACUGUCACAAGGUAAUAUACGCCUUAUUACAUAAAUCAUAAUGUCCAAUCUUGCUUAUCAUCGGCUCAAACCCAA